Archocentrus centrarchus (flier cichlid) is the source of this 4400-nucleotide messenger RNA. Its product is annotated as 1-phosphatidylinositol 4,5-bisphosphate phosphodiesterase eta-2-like. NCBI's taxonomy places the organism in Eukaryota, Metazoa, Chordata, Actinopteri, Cichliformes, Cichlidae. Gene Ontology annotation, molecular function: phosphatidylinositol-4,5-bisphosphate phospholipase C activity. The record is from RefSeq and is a predicted model, not a curated record. Gene Ontology annotation, biological process: phosphatidylinositol-mediated signaling; phosphatidylinositol metabolic process; release of sequestered calcium ion into cytosol.
GACAAGGGGAAGAAACUGCCUCCAAACAUUGAUGAAAACGCAGAGGAGGGAGAUGUGUCUGAUGAGGACAGUGCUGAUGAGAUGGAGGAUGACUGCAAGCUGAUCAAUGGAGAUACGUCAGCCAACAGGAAGCAGGUGGAGAACAUGGCUAAGAAAAAGCUGGACAACUUGAUGAAGGAGUCCAAGAUCCGAGACAGAGAGGACCCGGACAGUUUCACAAUCACAGCCCUCCCUCCUGCUGGGCAGCUCACAGAUAAACCCAGCAGCAAGGGUAAAAGUAAGGAUGGGAUCAACACCGCAGAUGUGGCUAAUCCUACCAGCAGUAACAAGCGCACGGGUCGCUCCUUCAUAGAGAGCUUCUCUAAAUGCAAGAAAAAGGCAUCCAAGCUGAAAAAGACGUCAAGCUUUGAAGACACAGACACAGACCAAGAAAGCACAAGUGGCACUUCCCGCGCUCCACUGCAUCAUAGCAAAAAGAAGAAGACCAUGAAGCUGUCCAGAGCUCUGUCAGAUCUGGUCAAGUACACACGGUCUGUGGGUCUCUAUGACAUUGAGGCACAAGCUUACUGUGGCUGGCAGGUGUCGUCUCUGAGUGAGACCAAAGCCCACCAGGUGAUGCAGCAGAAGGCGACGGCUUUCAUUCAGUUCAACCAGCGGCAGCUGACACGUAUCUAUCCUUCUUCUUACCGUGUGGACUCCUCCAACUUCAACCCUCAGCCCUUCUGGAAUGCUGGUUGUCAGCUUGUUGCACUAAACUACCAGUCUGAAGGCCGGGUCCUCCAGCUCAACAGAGCCAAAUUCUACAGCAACGGCAACUGUGGCUACAUCCUCAAACCUGCCAGCAUGUGUGAAGGUGCCUUUAACCCCAAUUUGGAGGACCCAAUGCCCGGUAAGAUGAAGAAACAGCUGGUUUUAAAAGUCAUUAGUGGACAACAGCUGCCCAAACCCAAAGACUCCAUGCUGGGAGACAGAGGAGAGAUCAUCGAUCCCUUCGUGGAGGUGGAGAUCAUUGGUCUCCCAGUGGAUUGCUGCAAGGAACAGACCAGAGUAGUGGAUGAUAACGGGUUCAAUCCAAUGUGGGAGGAGACCCUGGUGUUCACGGUCCACAUGCCUGAGCUGGCCCUGAUUCGUUUCCUCGUGUGGGAUCAUGACCCCAUUGGCCAGGACUUCAUCGGCCAGCGUACCAUUGCCUUUAACAGCAUGAUGCCAGGUAAGACACGCUAUCGCCAUGUGUACUUGGAAGGUAUGGAGGAGGCUUCCAUCUUUGUUCAUGUGGCUGUGAAUGACAUCACCGGUAAGGCCAGAGCAGCCAGCGGCAUAAAAGGGCUGUUUCACAGAAACCCAAAGCAGGCUUCCCUGGACAGCCAUGCUGCUGUACAGCAUGGCCGUAAGCACCCGUUUGGGGCCCAUCUGCUGCGCCGCACUGCCAGUGCACCUACCAAAGGUCAGCCCAAAAUCAAGAAAGGCUUCCCAGACAUCACCAUUGACACCAAAGACUACAGCUCAGAAGGCGCUAGUGAAGAACAAGAGUCUUGUGACAGGGAAAAGGCCUCUGUUGCCACCUCUCAUGAGUUCACACCAGCACAACACCACAAUGGAGAUUCACUGGCAUCCCACCAACCCAAGGGCCCCUGGGACCAUCCUGACACCAAUUUUCAACCUGAGGACGGUAAAGACUGUUCUACAGUGCACAGACCAAAUGCCCCUCUUCCAUAUCUUGCACUAAGCUCAGAAAACGCAGAGAGCAUCCAUUCUGUCCGCCCUGCCUCCACUCCAGAAGACUGUCUGUCUUCACAUCACUCCACAUUUACACUGCUGCGUUCUUCAUCCGCAUCAGUAAAUGCAGACUACCUGCUGUCCGUUCCUUCAAAUAAGAUGGUACACAGUCCAAUCAAAGUUAGCAGGGAUGCUAAGAAAUCUACAUUCCCUGCUGAGAAAUCUGUACUGUCAGAGUACAGUAAAGACCCAAAAACCAACAAAAGCACUCAUUUUUAUAUGAGGCACAAACCAAUGGCUGAAAAGAGAAGUGGUUCAACAGAGUUAAAAUCUGAUAAAAAAGCAGAGCUGCCUCUUGUUUCAGCAGCGUCUGCUGGAACCCCUGCAGUCCUUCCAGUUCACACAGCCCAGACCAGGAGUGCUCUUUUUAGCUAUGAGCCAUCACACACACCAGUAAGAAGAACAGAAAGUCAGGGCCAUGUUCGAGGGGGUGUAACCUCAGCUAGUUCAGCCCAGUCAAAAGUACCAGAGGUCUGUAGAGAUGUUACUGUGAAUGACCAUCUUUGGUGGAAGCUGGACCCAGGCAACCACCGUGACAGCAUGUCUUCCUCCUCUAGCAUCUCUUCAAGUGACAGUGUCAUUGACCUCUCACUGCCUAACCUGGCCAGAAGAAGCCUCACCAGUCUGUCUACAGCCACCAGUACCUGCAACCUCUCCUGGGUCAACUGUCACGACUCUGCAUUAGUCUGCUAUGAUGCUCUGGAAGUCAGCAAGAAGAAGUCUAACUCCAGUCUUCAGGAAAACGAGUGCCCCAGAGAUGAGCUUAAUCCCCUCCUGCUGCAGCCAGCCCAGGGAGCAUUGGUAAAUUCAACCAGCAGACUCACUCAAAGGAGGCACACCCGGAGCCAGCUCUAUACAGAGGGACUCAAGCAGUCUUCAAACAAAAGGGCUCCAACAGCUACAGCUUCCAUGUCCAAAAGCCUUGGGGAUCUAACCUCUGAUGACAAGUACUGCAGCAUCAGCUGCAGUUUCACUGUUAGCCCAACCCAAGGCCAGCUGUACAAGGGUCGUCCACAGAAGUCAGCUAGUGACUUGACAGAACAGCUACGGAAGCUGACUGAUGUGAAGCCCCCGACUGUUAGUGAUUCUGCUCAUCAAAAUAGGCCUAGACAGUUACUAGAAGAGCCAGUGGAUGAGACCCUGGUGCACAGGACCUCCUCCAGGAGCCAAAGCAGAGUGUGGUACAUUGCAAACUGGGCCAAGAAGGCCCAGGAAAGGGUGAAGGUUCAAAGCCUGGUCCAGGGUAGAAAAGCAAGCUUUAGCCUUACUGGUAGCAUUGGCAAUGGAAGUAGUGUUAGCCCCAUCGAGGAGCGGGGGAUCCCUGAAGGCGCGUGUUGUUGCAGCAGCCUGGACCUGCUGAGUCCGCAUGCCCCCGUUGGAUCACCCUCCCUUAUACAGUCCCAGUCCUUUCAUGACCCUGAAAACAGUCAAGUCUUUUUCUUGCUCAAACUCUAAGAACUGGCAAACUUGGAAGUGAGCAUGAGACACACAGCCAGAAAUUAGUUUGGAAUAACUUUCCUCCAACAGAAAACUUCCUUUUACAUAUCUUGCAGAAUACUGGAAAGGAAAACGGUUCCACUAAUUAGUAAUCCGUGAACAACCUAAUGUAAUUUAUCUGACAUCUAAAGGUUGUAAAAGAUCAUUUUCUUAACCCUGUGCAAUCAGAAACCAUUCUCGUGAAGCAUCAAUCUAUCAGUUUUCUUCCGCUUAUCCAAUUCAGGAUCGCCGGGGGGGGGGUCUGCAACCUGUCCCAGCUGCCACAGGGCAAGAGGCAGGGAAGUAGUUCUUUGAAAAGCAACAAGAACUGACAUCUGUUUGCACAAAAUGUUAGAUAUUUGCCAGAAUGUAUUUAGUGACAAAUACCAGGAUUUCUUUUAUGUUGACUGUCAUCUGCUGUCGUGUUUGAGUAUUUUCGGAGCAUUACAGUAGCAAUAGAGCUGACCUAGAGGACAGGAUUUUAAAUAUUGUUUUUCUUUACUUGAACAGGAAUGAUAAACUUUGACUGUGUUCAGUUACAUACUUUAAGUUUAGGCAUUAUUAAAAUCCACUAGCAAUAUUUUUAAAUUGAUGGCAUGGUAUCAUUGUUGAAGAUAAUGUACAGUUUGAUGCUAAAAGCUGAGGCUUGUCUUAUGUCUUUGCUGAAAAAAUGGAAAGGAGUAAUUCCUACAAUGCAGGAUUAACAGUCUUUUCUUUGUGUAGUGGUUACAUUGUAAUUUGACUGAGCUGCCAAUAUUAUGCUUUCUGAUCUGUGGCAUGUCACAGCAUUUAGCUGCUGUGUUUUAAAGAGUGCUGUACUACUCCGUACCAAGUUUUAGCUCUUUUAUGUUGACUGCAUGUCUUUUAUGCAUUGUAAUGUUUAUCCUAAUGCUGUACUGUAUUUUACAAAGAAUUUUUAUAUGAAAACUUAUUAAUACUCCAAACUCUUUUUUAUUAUCUAAUGGUGGUCACAAUGGCAUCAUGUCUGAAACAUGGUGUUCUCAGUAGUCUGUGAUGCUAAAACAAGAUGGAAAUGAUCCAUGUUGUAGCUCGUUUAUUCAUCGGCCUGCUGUAUUGUUUGCCCUGCCAUGCCAGUUGUUUGUCCAAAAUGUUAGGCACAAUAUGUAAUUUAGACAGUGUGCAAUAAU